This is a messenger RNA of Lactuca sativa (garden lettuce), 1227 nucleotides long. Its product is annotated as GATA transcription factor 11. Gene Ontology annotation, molecular function: zinc ion binding; sequence-specific DNA binding. Gene Ontology annotation, biological process: regulation of DNA-templated transcription; cell differentiation. Gene Ontology annotation, cellular component: nucleus. The record is from RefSeq and is a predicted model, not a curated record. Lineage: Eukaryota; Viridiplantae; Streptophyta; Magnoliopsida; Asterales; Asteraceae.
AUCACUCCUAUUAACUCCUUCCAUUUCUCAUUUCCCCCUUUCCUCUUUGCCCUAAUCUUACCCAUUCUUCUCUUCCCAUUUCUCCUACAAAUUAAUCUAUCUUUCCAAUUGUUUAUGUUUGUUCGACCUAAAACUCUCUGAGCUUUUGCGAUGGUAAGAGGAUUCGCCAUGGAGUCACAGGAUAAGAGAAUGUGCAAGACCGAAUCUGCGUUUUCUGGUGUGAGCGUUGAUUAUAAUCAAAAUCAAAAUCAUCGAGUGUACGAUGAGGAUUGUUUUGGUGACAUUCUAAACAUGUUUGAUUUCCCGAUGGAGGGUUUGGAAGGCGAUGGAUUUGCAGAGGAUUGGGCCUCUAAACUCGGCCCUAUACCUUCUGAAGUCUUCAAAGAACUCGGUGUCAGCAAUACAUUCGUCCCUUCCACAGAUUUGCCCUUUGAGUAUCCCGUGCUUAAUAAUAGAGCUUUGCAUUCUCAACCAAAAGAAGCCUUUGAAGCACCAAGCCCUAAUUCAGUCCUGGAAAAUCGGUCUUCCAGCUCAAACAGUAAACCCAUCUCCUUAGGAAUCGAGCAUUCCAUUCCGGUUAGAUCUCGAAGCAAACGAUUCCGACCCACCUCCAAUCCAUGGUUGCUGUCACCUCUGAUAUCCAAAGAAAAGAAGAGAAAAACAGCAUCCGAGAUUCCGGUUUUCAUAAAAAGAUCGAAUGUCACGGGAAACGGAAUCAAGAAAUGUGCUCAUUGUGAGAUAACAAAAACCCCACAAUGGAGGGAGGGACCAAUGGGCCCCAAAACACUUUGCAAUGCGUGUGGGGUCCGGUAUCGGUCCGGUCGCCUCUUCCCGGAGUACCGCCCUGCUGCCAGUCCGACAUUUGUUCCGGCACUGCACUCCAAUUCUCACAGGAAGGUGAUAGAGAUGAGGAAUAAGACUGUUGAGUAAGAGUGUAACAGAAGCAUAUCAAGGUAAGAGGCUUUUCUUGUUUUGCUUUUUUUUUUUUUUUUUUUUAAGUUUUUGAGUCGUAAUGGUAUGAUGUUGAUGUACAAAGAAGAAAAGGAAACAAGGACUCACCCACACCCGUUUUGGGGGUAAAUCGGUAAUUAGUAGUAGGGUUUAAAUCUAGCAUAUGUUUGGAGGUAAAUUAGGUUACAGUUUUGAGUUGUUUAGGAGUAGUUUAAGUAAGUUGAUGUGAGAUGUAAAGUAUUUGUGUUAGAUUAUCCAACUGUUGACAUUUGUGUU